CGGGGCCGUCGCGGCGGCUGCGCUAUGCGGGCCGGGCGCGGGGGGCCGGCCGGGAGACGGCGCCGGGGGCGGCGCGCCCUGCUGCCCGCCGCGGGCCCCGGGGCGCCGGGGCGCUGAGCAACAGUUGGCCCCGCCGCCGCCCAGCAUGAAAGUGUGCCGGCGGAAGGCGCUGGCGCUGUGCCUGGGCUACGCGCUGCUGCUGCUGCUCGCCGCGCUCAACCUGCUGGAGUACAAGUGGCGGCGGGAGCCGCGGCGCUGCGGGGAGCCCCCGGCAGCCCCCCGCCACCACCCCCCGCCGCCGCCGCCACCGGCCGGGAGCCGCGGCCCGGCGGGCGCCCGGCGGCAGCUGGUCUAUGUCUUCACCACCUGGCGUUCGGGCUCGUCCUUCUUCGGGGAGCUCUUCAACCAGAACCCCGAGGUCUUUUUCCUCUACGAGCCGGUGUGGCACGUCUGGCAGAAGCUGUACCCCGGGGACGCCGUCUCGCUGCAAGGGGCGGCCCGCGACAUGCUGAGCUCCCUGUACCGAUGCGACCUCUCCGUCUUCCAGCUCUACAGCACGGCGGGCGCCGGCAAGAACCUCACCACGCUCGGCAUCUUCGGGGCGGCCACCAACAAGGUCAUCUGCUCCUCGCCCCUCUGCCCGGCCUAUCGCAAGGAGGUGGUGGGCAUGGUGGACGACCGGGUGUGCAAAAAGUGUCCCCCGCAGCGCCUCAGCCGCUUCCAGGAGGAAUGCUACAAGUACCACACGCUGGUCAUCAAGGGCGUCCGUGUCUUUGACCUGGCCGUCCUCGCCCCGCUCAUGCGGGACCCGACCCUGGACCUCAAAGUCAUCCAUCUGGUGCGGGACCCCCGGGCCGUCGCCAGCUCCCGCAUCAAGUCCCGGCACGGCCUCAUCCGGGAGAGCCUGCAGGUGGUGAGGAGCCGGGACCCGCACAUCCACCGCAUGCCCUUCCUCGAUGCUGGCCACAAGCUGGGCGGGAAGAAGGAGGCGGGGGGCGGCUCGGACUACCAUGCCCUGGGUGCCAUGGAGGUCAUCUGCAGCAGCAUGGCCAAGACCCUGCAGACUGCUCUGCACCCCCCUGACUGGCUCCAGGGCAAUUACAUGGCCGUGCGCUACGAGGACCUGGUGGUGGAGCCCAUCAAGACCCUGCGGCAGGUGUACGGCUUUGUGAACCUGGCGGUCAGCCCGGAGAUGGAGAAGUUCGCCCUCAACAUGACCAGCGGCCCCGGCUACUCCUCCAAGCCGUUCGUGGUGUCGGCCAGGAACGCCACCCAGGCGCUGAGUGCCUGGAGGACUGCGCUCAGCUACCAGCAGAUCAAGCAGGUGGAGGAGUACUGCCAGCAGCCCAUGGCCCUGCUGGGCUACGAGCGGGUGGGCAGCCCCGAGGAGGUGAAGGACCUCAGCAGAACGUUGCUCAGGAAGCCGCGGCUGUGACGGGGCAGCGGCGCCCGCCCGCGCCCGGGGCUGCCGGAGCCCGGGCAGAGGAGCCGCUCCGGCUGCCUUGAGUGAGGGAGGGAGCCGGGAAAAGCAACCUGGUCUCUGAUUUCCUCCAAAGACUGCUGAAGGGUAACAUACAGUAAUGUGAUGAUUUCGGUUUUUUUCUUUAAUUUUUUUUUUUUUAAUUAUCCACCCCUUGCAUUGGGUUAGAUGCGAUUUAAAAAAAAUCAAGUGGAACUGAAAAAAUGUGUAAAGCCCCUUCCUCCUUCUCUAAAACGCCAGGUAGUUAUUCUGUACCAAAAUCGUGUUCAUGAAGUUUUUGUGGGUUUGAAGAUGGUAACAAAAACUCUUGCACAAUUACCUAACACAUCUAUAUCUCCCUUGGUGCGGAGGGGAUGCCCUUGGAAAACAUAAUGCUGAAAAUCAGACUUUUGUAUGAAAACAAAUGUUCAGACAUGAUAGUAAUAAAAGAAAAUAAUAAAUGAUAUUCAUUUUUAUAAUUACCUCAAUUGUUUGGGAAAUAUGGUGUUGCUUAUGUACAUCUGGAGGGGAUGCUUGCUUAACUUAACAACAUGGACUUCUUAAAGGGUAUGGGUGGAGGGCUGGAGUGCAACGUUUGACGUGUUCAAAGAUCAGGAACUGCUCUUGCAGAAACAAACACAGAUCUCGCAAGUGUAGUGCAGGUUUUAUGGCUGUGUCAAAGCAGGUUUCUAUUUAACUAUUGUCUUUUCCGUUGUAUUUAAAAAGUCUUUCAAGUGCCACUGUAUUAGUGUCCUAAGAGUUUUAAAACGUUGCCACUGCAGCAGUAUUUAUUUUUGUCUUGACAUGUAUGUCCAGAAGUCAUGGAUGUCAAAUAGAAGUGGAUUUACAGCGUGACAAGAAAUGCAGGAUUUAAAAAGACGUUUAUCAUUCUGGAAACAUUAGCAUGUGUGAAAACAAAAAUAAAAUUCUAUAUAUUCUAUAUAUUCUAUAGUGCUAACAAAACAUAAGAGACGUAAAAUAUUUCUUGACAUUGAUUGGUAACAGGCAUAGCAGGGAAGCAUAGAAAAACGCAUAAAAUGAUUUAUUUUUUCCCUUUGUCUAUGUCCAGGGGUAUAUUUAUGUACAAAGAGGGAGGAAAUGUACAGCUGUGUGUUCAUGGCUGUAACAGAGCUUUUAUGGAGCCAGCCCAGCGUUUGAUUUCAGAGCGCUGGUUGGAGACUCGUUGCCUGUGAAUUGUCAUUGCUCUGUGAUGGAGCCAGAUGGUGGUCUGGCUCUUUCUGGGAGCUCUGCCUGGAGUCUGUCCCAUCGUUAAAACUUGAUGAUUAAAAAAAAAAAAAAAAGAAAGAGAAUUUACUACUUUUGCUUUUGUAAUUUCUUGGAAAAAGUCUUGAUUUAUUAAAGGUUAAGUGGUGUGUUGCAUAUGAAAAGUGCAGACACCGUAAAUAGUUUUUAAUCUUGGUGUUCUCUGCUGCUCUUUGAAGGCUCAUUUUGGAACUUGAGUUUUUAAACAAACGUAGUUUUGCCAAACUGUUCUCUUAGGAGAUUACAGACUUUUCUACAGGAAGUACAUUUUACAUUGCCUAUUUGGGUGUCGUGCCUUCAGAAAAUGUGAAGAGUAUGAGUAGGAAAAAAGAGAUUGAUUUGUGAAAAUAAAUUAAUAUAAACAGGA
This is a messenger RNA of Prinia subflava (tawny-flanked prinia), 3089 nucleotides long. RefSeq names its product carbohydrate sulfotransferase 2 (gene CHST2). The record is from RefSeq and is a predicted model, not a curated record. The transcript has a single exon. Lineage: Eukaryota; Metazoa; Chordata; Aves; Passeriformes; Cisticolidae. Gene Ontology annotation, biological process: sulfur compound metabolic process; carbohydrate metabolic process; N-acetylglucosamine metabolic process. Gene Ontology annotation, molecular function: N-acetylglucosamine 6-O-sulfotransferase activity. The coding region runs from base 146 to 1435 and encodes 429 amino acids. Gene Ontology annotation, cellular component: trans-Golgi network; Golgi membrane.